Molecule: messenger RNA, 3849 nt
Organism: Parnassius apollo (apollo)
Lineage: Eukaryota; Metazoa; Arthropoda; Insecta; Lepidoptera; Papilionidae
Source: the annotation of a GenBank genome assembly
AUGGAAAGAGUUUACUGUGGCAUGGUGGGGGAGUUGCCGGUGGGGAGGCCUCUAGAGCGGCCGCUGACUCAGCGGCGACCUCGAGUACUGCCUGCCGCAAGGCGAGGUCCCGUGCCUGUGUCGUUGUGGUCGUCCAUGGACCUCCUCACCGGCAACCACCCGACCCAGCCGCUGAGCCCUCAGGAGGACCGAGCUGCAGCGGCCCAACCAGCAGUAGUUGAUAUGGAGCUUUGCUCAGUUCCUUCACCUGCUUUACACGUUGAAGUUGGAGGGAGUGGAACCUCCACACCUAAUCGGACUCCAACGUCCCGAAAGCGAAAUGCAUCGGACCACAAUGACAUGGGGGCUAAACGGCGUCUAAUUACUUCCUCGUCAUCUUCGUCGCGUCCUCUAAGGGAUAUUGAAAUAUCCAACGCCCUUAAUUAUGGCAGCGACGAGGACUCCGAAGAAGAUGGCGAAGAAGAAAUUGGACUCCAAUCCACCAUAGUCCCCAGGGUGGUACAAAUAAUGGCCGAGGCUUGCAGGCUCGGGAGCCCAAUAAAUAGGAAGACUGAAACUAACGACGAUGAAUACUUUUGUGUGUUCAAUGUUUUAUGUGUGUUCAUAUCACUUGUAACAAUACUUGCAGAUUUAACAACAGAUGUUCUAGUUUUUGCUGAAUACUGUAAAGAUGGUUAUUUGUAUUGGGCUUUAGCUACCUUUAUUUUUAUGUUGUCUCCUAACAUUUUAAUAAAUAUUUUUUCAAUGCGGUGGUUUAUUUUAGAUAAUAAAUCAACUGUUAAACAUUGGAUAACUCAUGGGUGUCUUGUUGGACUAUUAGAAAGGUAUAUAAUAUUUUUGAGAAAAGUAUUUACAUGCAAGAACUUAGAAUCUGUAAAAACACAAAACUUAAUAAGUCAAAGAAAUGACUUGAGCUUAUUGCACUAUUUGUAUAUUUUUAUUGGAACAAUACCACAAAUAAUUCUGCAAACAUAUGCUAUAUUAAUGUUAAAUGAAAACUAUCACACAAAAGUGUUUGCAUUAUCAGCAUCAAUAGCAUCUGUCGUGUGGGGUAGUGUGACAUAUAUUUACAGUAUUAUAACCAUAUCAAACGAAACAUUCCAGUGGAAUUCUUUGUUCCUAAAAGUAAUAUGGCACUUUGGCAUGUUGGCUGGUAGAAUUGCUGGUAUAUUGCUUUUUUCUAUAGUAUUUGGUAUAUGGACAUUAUUACCAUUGGGUUUGCACUGGGCCGCUAUGACAUUUUGGAUUGUAAUCCAAAAAACUACUUUUUGUCCUAACAAGCUAGAAGAAACGCUUUAUAAUGCUGUUAUGGGAUUUGUUUACUGCUUUUCUUUUAUAAAUUUACGUGAAGGCCAGACACGAUAUCGUCUUAUGAUGUUUUAUACAUUAAUGGUCACGCAAAACUUUGGUAGUUUAUUCCUGUAUGUUUUAAUAGUAGAUGCCGAAAAACAAAGAAAACCAUGGUCUAUUGCUGCUACAGUCUGUAUAAUUGCUGGUACUAUCUUUGGUAUGAUUGCAAUGGUACUAUACUACAGAUACUUUCAUUCGAAAGGACCAAUUACUUGGAAAUAUGCUGAAGCAGAUAUUGAAUUAAACAACAAAGUUGUUUCCAACUCUACUGGUAUUAAUACUAAUAAGAUCAAUUCCUUGAACCAUGUUAGAUCUUUUAAAAGCCAGAAUAAAGAGAAAACUACUGAAGCUCUUGGAAAAGAUUCUCCUGUAUCAGAACAAGUAACCCAAGUUGAGAAUGAGCAAGCCGAUAAAAAAUUUUUGCUCGACCACUGGAUUGCCAGAUCUGGAUCACCAACAUUUACAUCUGCACCUGUUGGAAAUAGCACUGAUGCAUGUAGUAUACAUGUUUAUACAGUAGAAAACACGCUACAUUCUUCCACUACAAAGCGCGAAAAUUCUAACAGUGAGCUAAUUAAUUCACAAGCCAAUAAAAAGAAAAUAGGACCUCCUACUGAUCAUUCUUUAAAAGUACCUUCUUUAGAAUAUAUAGAAAAUUCUAUCGACGAGAUUACGUCUAUUUUCUUUACUCUAAAUUUGCAAAAACGUAGAGGAAUUUGUUCCUCAGAUGAGCUAAGAAAUGAGUUGAGUAAUUUAAAUUUAGAAGCAUGUAAUAUUGUUAAUGAAGAAUUUGCGAAAGCUAUUAAAACUGAUCAUAGCUCCGUUAUUAGUCAUGAUACCGAUGGAUCCAACAAAAAAACAUCCUCAGACUCUAUUGAUAUGGACUUGGACUUAAGUUUUAGUGAUAUAAACAGUUCUGACAUUAAUACCUUUAAUGAAAAUAUUGUACAAAAGUUGUGUUUAAGUGCUUUGAAAAAUAUCAAAGUAGGAAAUCAAGAUGCAGACAUAGAGAACAUUCAAAGAAUAGCUCUCGAUAUACUUAAGGAAAUGUAUGCAAAAAAAGAUAAGAAAAAGAACGGUAUUAGUGCCGAUAUACUCACUGCCGCUAAACCACGCGAUUUAGAUACUCCUACUGAAGUUUUGUCAGUGCAUGAUUAUGAAAACAUUUGUGCUGUAAAUAUUGCUAGAGAAGCUUGGGGACUCCGUUCUUGGAAUGGAUAUUGUGAUAUCGAGAAUUGGCUUCAUGAUGGCAGUGUUGUAAGAGACCGGAGCCGAGAUACCCUAACAUCUGGAAGUUCAGAAAUCAGUAGCUGUAUCUCCCAAGAAUUAAAAAGCGCAAUAUUAUCUGCACCACCAUUUCCGAAAAAAACACACACAUAUUCUAACGUAUUUGUUAAGUUUGAUAGGAGCUCACAAGAAGAUUAUGCAAAUUCUGUCGUUUGCCAAUCCAACGACGAAACUUUCUUAGCUAAACCAUGUAUAAUAGAAAAUGGUAAGGACCCGAAUCACCUAGAACCCAUCUUAGAGGAACUCGAUGAUUUAGGUGACAUAGAUCCAGCUUGCAAAAAAAGACUUAAUUCUGAAAGUUCCCUUGUAGCCACCAUAGACGAAAUUCGCAAAUCAACUGUGUCUAGUUCCCCAAGAAACCUGUGUCACAGAAGGGAAAAACUUUUAGAUGUGCCACCGUUUCAUUCUUCUUCCAAAAUUGAAAAUAAUUUGAAGAAAGCACUUUGGAAAGAGCCUUCAAAAUUUAACUUCAGCAAUACAAUGGAGGCGUUGCCUGAAAAAGAAAAUAUUUUAGACAUCAUCAAUGGAUCUAAAUUUGAUACAAAUAAAAAAGAACUUAAUCUAUUGCCGUCGUCAUCGUCGCUAAAUUCGCAAAUGUUAUACAAUAAAAGUUCAGCCCGACGGCAAAAGUCUAAUUUAGUAAAAUCUAAAUCUCAGACUAGAAUUAAUAAUAAACCUGAACAACAAGAUUUACCAAAUAAAAAUAUUGACUUCUUAUGGCAAAUGGUUUCAGAAAGUUCUGUGCCACCUAGUUCAAGCGAAGAUUUAACUUUAAGUCGAAAAACGCCUUCACUUCAAUCUCUUAUACAUAAGGAUGCAUCUACUUCAUUUAUGAAUACAUCUACAAGCAAAAUUUCUAAUAUUAAGAGAAGUGUACGAAGUAAACCAAGAAGAAAAUUUUCUCUUCUUAGAGAACGAUUUGAACCUAGGGUAAACUUACAUUCAGAUGAAGAAAAUUUAUGCAAUCAUUCAGAGAAUAUGUUGAACCUGCCUGAUAAUCAUGUAAAAAAUCAGCUUGAUGUUACGAAUAAAAUUGUGGAUGAUUUAAUAUCCCAAACACAUCAAAAAAUUACUUCCACUGACACAAAAUCCAUAUCUAGUUCAAUUAUUUCAGAUUUACCACCAAAACAUUUGAAAGAAAAAAGAUACCUGUUUACUAAACAAGUGUUAAGUCCACCAAAGUUUAACACAAAAUUAAAACAUAAAGUGUAG